UAAAAAUCAGACAUUCUGCGUUCUCUUUCACUCUCUCUCUCUCUCUCUCUCUCUCUCUCUGAGCCUUCCACUCUCUUUCCCAGAUAUUCAGGCUUCGAGAAGAUGGAAAGCCACUUGAUAAGCCUCGAUUCUUUGAUUUUCUCUCUCGCAUUUAUCCGAUUUUACCGACGUUAAAUUUUUUCUUUCUUUCCAGUAUUAUGUGGAUCUGAGUGCCGGUGGAGCAAAAAUUUGAGGAUUAUUCAGUAGCUGAUUAGUACCGCAUUUCAAGUUUAUUCGUAUAUAAAUGGGCAUUGUGAUUUGAAUUUGGAGCUAUCUAAGCACAUUGGAGAAGCGUAGGUGGUUAAGAGGAGGUCUGCUAUAUCUGCAACCAUGGUUAUAGGCUUGAAGCCAAAGAACAGGGGGGGGAGCCCCACUGUUCAAGUCGAUUACAUAGUCCAUAUUCAAGAGGUUAAGCCUUGGCCUCCAUCGCAGUCGCUUAGAUCGCUUAGGUCUGUGUUAAUUCAGUGGGAAAAUGGUGAUCGUUCUUCUGGGUCUACCAACCCUGUUAUUCCUUCUAUUGGUUCCAUUGUUGGUGAGGGAAGAAUUGAAUUCAAUGAAUCUUUUAAGCUACGUGUGACUCUGCAGAGGGAUCUGUCUGUCAAAGGUGGGGAAGGUGAUACAUUCCAAAAGAAUUGCUUGGAGCUUAACUUGUAUGAGCAUCGUAGGGAUAAGGCUGUAAAAGGUCAGUCCUUGGCUACUGCAAUAAUAGACUUCGCUGAUUAUGGUGUAGCCAAAGAAACCUUACGCAUUAGUGCUCCAAUGAAUUGUAAAAGAAGCUUUAAGAAAACAGAUCAGCCUGUUUUGUAUGUUAAACUUCAGCCUGUUGAGAAGCGGCGCAGCUCCUCGUCUAAAGAAAGCCUGUCAAGGGGUGCUGCAAUGGAUCAUGCUGCUGGUGAAUCUAUUUCACCCUUAAUGAAUGAAGAAUAUGCUGAGGAAGCUGAAGUUGCAUCUUUCACAGACGAUGAUGUCUCCUCCCACUCAUCUGUGACACAUUCUGCAUUUAAGUCUAAUGGGGGAUCAGCUCCUCAAAAUGCAGAGAAUGGAAUAGAGAGAGUCACUAACAGCGUUGGAGGGGGUAAAACGAAACACAUUGUCGCCUCAAAACCACAGGUUGAAAAAUCAAAUCUGAUAGCUCAGAAUGCACUUCAGCAAAAUGUGAAGGGAAGUUCUUCAUGCUCGUCAUCAGUAGACUUAUCAUCUGAUUUGGGGAGCCCAGUAAGUAAUUAUGCUUCAGCGUCCCUGUCUCCCAACUCUAGUUCGACUAAAAUUCUGAAAGAUGUUGAAUCCCUGGGUGUUCAUUCUUCUUCCCAUUCCUUAGUAAAUGAAAAUGCAGAAGAGUUAUCCAACAACAGAGUGAGAAGCAAUGAUGAUGAAUAUUCAUCUGAUUUUCACAGGAACAUUGCUAAUGGCAGAAGUAAUACAUCUAAUGUUCAACAGAAUGGUAAAAAUGACCAAAGAAGUCAUGAUAGCUAUGAUAGUUCUAAAGAGGACAAAGAUGAAGAAACCCAGGAAGAAAAUAGAGGUGAAAAACAAAAAUUAAACGGGAACAGGUAUUCUGGGGAAGAUGAAUCAUCCAUUGUGCAAGAUGUUGUGCGAGAGCAAGUUCCAAUGGCAGAUGAUAACUUAUCCCUAACCAAGGAACGUAUUGCAAUGCAGGAAAAUAUACUGAAAAGUGAUAAACUAAAGCAUGUGAAGUCGGUUAGAGUUGACCCAGCUAAAAAUGGGUUGAUUGGUAGCAAUGAGCGUACAGAAGUGAAAGAAAUUGGUCAGGUUGAUGCACAAAACAGAGCUAGUAACGCCAAAAAUAAGGAAAGAAAAGAAGCUAAGGUGCAUCCUAGAGAUGCAAGGACUUCCAUCUUAGAUAGCAAGAUCCAGCAAUUGGAACAUCGAAUAAAGAUGCUUGAGGGAGAGUUGAGAGAAGCUGCUGCCAUUGAGGCAGCUCUUUAUUCAGUAGUCGCUGAUCAUGGAAGUUCCAUGAGUAAGGUUCAUGCUCCAGCUCGGCGACUUUCUAGGCUCUAUCUUCAUGCUUACAGAGAAAGUUCCCAAUGUAGAAGGGCCACUGCUGCUAGAAGUGCCAUUUCAGGACUGGUUUUGGUUGCAAAAGCAUGUGGAAAUGAUGUCCCGAGAUUAACAUUUUGGUUGUCCAAUUCUGUUGUGCUGAGAACAAUUAUAAGCGAAGCCACUGGGGACUCAGAGCUACCAAUUUCUGCUGGACCCUUUAUCAAGAGGAAUAAGGCUGAAAAGGAGAAAAGCAAGGCAUCACCAACACUAACAUGGAAGCUGUCAGCUCCUGGGAAAAGGGAAGGCACAGAAUUUUUGUACAGGAGUUUUGGUGACUGGGAGGAGCCGUCUACAUUUACUCGUGCAUUAGAGAAGAUUGAAGCUUGGAUAUUUUCCCGCAUUGUUGAGUCUAUCUGGUGGCAGACUUUGACUCCACAUAUGCAGUCUGUUCCUGCAAAGGUCAUUGACAAAGAUAUUGAUUCUGGAUCAGUGAAAAGCUACUCAAGGUCAUCUAGUUCAUGUGAUCAAGAGCAAGGCAGCAUGUCUUUAGACCUUUGGAAGAAGGCUUUCAAAGAUGCGUAUGAAAGACUUUGUCCAGUACGUGCUGGGGGGCAUGACUGUGGCUGCUUGCCUGAGCUGGCUAGAUUGGUGAUGGAGCAAUGUGUGGCUAGAUUAGAUGUGGCAAUGUUCAAUGCCAUUCUUCGUGAAUCUGCUGAUGAGAUCCCAACUGAUCCUGUAUCUGAUCCAAUCAGCGAUUCCAAGGUUCUUCCAAUUCCAGCGGGGAAAUCAAGCUUUGGAGCUGGUGCCCAGCUGAAAAAUGCUAUUGGGAACUGGUCUAGAUGGUUGACCGACAUAUUUGGCAUUGAUGAUGAAGAAUCAAUGGAAGACGUGAAUGAGCAUGAUGAUGAUGAUGAUGACAGACAAGAUACAUCCUUCAAGUCUUUCCAUCUCCUUAAUGCGUUGAGCGAUCUCAUGAUGCUUCCGAAGGACUUGCUCUUAAGUAAAUCUGUUAGAAAAGAGGUUUGUCCUACAUUUGGUGCACCAUUGAUCAGGAGGAUUCUUGACAUUUUUGUCCUGGAUGAAUUUUGCCCUGAUCCAAUUCCCAAUAUUGUGUUUGAAGCUCUUGAGUCUGAGGAUUCUGCUGAGACUGGGGAGGAGGCUAUCACAAAUUUCCCAUGCACUGCAGCUGCGAUUACCUAUUUGCCACCUUCAACAGCUUCCAUUGCUAAUACUAUCGGAGAGAUUGGAGGCCAAGCACAUCUGAAAAGAAGUGGGUCCUCAGUGCUCAGGAAAUCAUAUACCAGUGAUGACGAGCUUGAUGAAUUGAAUUCACCCUUGUCGUUGAUCCUCAUUGAUGGGUCCCGUGCAUCUUCUGUUCCAACAAAACCAAGCUGGAUAUCAAAGGAUAAUGGCAACCGAAAUGCUCUCAGAUAUGAACUACUUAGGGAAGUAUGGAUGGAUAGCGAGUAGCUAAUAUACAUGAUUAUAAGUAUAUAGAAGAAUAAUUUCUUUGUUCUUUAUGAAAUUGUAAAUCUGUACUCCAGUUUAGGUUUCACCAAGUAUUGAUCAGAAAAGAAAAGAGAAGGGAUAUAUGGCAACAUAGGAGGGCAACUCAGACCUUUUUGUAAUGGAGUGUGUUUGAGGUAAUAAAAUUCUGAAGCCCAUGGAUGUCAGUUACACAGAAUUCAAAAAUAAUUGAUCUUGUGUUACAUGUGCA
Molecule: messenger RNA, 3757 nt
Organism: Ziziphus jujuba (common jujube)
Lineage: Eukaryota; Viridiplantae; Streptophyta; Magnoliopsida; Rosales; Rhamnaceae
Exons: 10
Coding region: 370-3510 (1046 amino acids)
Cellular component (GO): nuclear pore
Source: RefSeq, a predicted model, not a curated record